GGCUUCCAAAGCAAACGGAGGAGGAACUGAGGAAGACGCCUGGGCUGAGAACCCGAAGAAGCCCGACGACUCCGGAAUCGGGGGCUCGGGCAGUCGAGCUCACCGCGCGCGCGCGUCCCGUCUCGCCGAGGUAGUAACAAAAGGACACUAUGAGCUCCGCAAGCGGUGUGAACAAUGGUGAUGGAAAAGAAGCGGCACUGUUUGAGCAGCGGCUAUCCAAGAUUGGUGAAGUUAGAGCUGCCCUAGGACAACUAUCAGGAAAAGCUGCGCUAUAUUGCUCAGAUGCUUCGAUUGCGAGGUACCUGGUAGCGAGGAACUGGGAAGUGAAGAAGGCCACGAAAAUGCUGAAGAAAACCUUGAAAUGGCGUUCAGAGUAUAAGCCAGAUGAGAUCCGUUGGGAUGAGAUAGCAAACGAAGCUGCAACUGGAAAAAUCUACCGAACUGAUUACUUUGACAAGAGUGGACGGAGUAUUCUUGUCAUGAGACCUGGAGUUCAGAAUACCAAGAAGGCCAAGGGGCAGAUCAGAUAUUUGGUAUACUGUAUGGAGAAUGCAAUUCUGAAUCUUCCGCAUGACCAGAGUCAGAUGGUUUGGCUCAUUGAUUUUGCUGGAUUCUCAUUAUCUAACAUAUCACUUCAUGUGACAAAGUUGACAGCAGAUGUCCUACAAGGUCACUAUCCUGAAAGAUUGGGUGUUGCAAUUCUUUACAAUGCUCCUAAGUUUUUUGAGUCUUUCUGGAAGAUCGCAAGCCCCAUUCUUGAGCCAAAGACUUUCAACAAGGUCAAAUUUGUAUACCCAGAUAGGCCUGAGACUAACAAGAUCAUGGAAGACCUUUUUAACAUGGAAGAAUUAGAAUCUGCAUUUGGUGGCAAAAACCAGGCUACUUUUAACAUAAAUGAUUAUGCUGCAAGGAUGAGAGAAGAUGACAUCAAGAUGCCAUUGUUCUGGAGUCCUGAAAAUUCUGCUCUUGCUUCAGAGCCAUAUGUGAUGGUGAACAAGGACAUGGCACAAGAAGGUAGUUCAGGUUUGAAGAGUGAAGAGACUGCAUCUGAAAAGAGGGAAGAAACAGAUACUGAAUCUGAAAACAGGGAAGAAACAGAGAGUGAAUCUGAGAGGGCAGAAAUAGACUCUGUAUCUGGGAAGAGGGAAGAAACAGUGGCUGUAUCUGACAAGAGAGAAGAAAAAGAGACUGAAUCUGAAAAUGGGAAAGCCGCAGUGACUUCAUCAAACGGAGUUGAGCUGACAAGCUUGCCAGGCGAAGGUAAAGGUAUAACCCCGGCAGAUUGAAGUGUCUGUUCAUCGUCUGAUCCAUGAAUACCACCAUGAAAAAUGCAAGCCAACUGUUGAUAUGAACUCCAACACAGUGAAUUCUCAGCUCUCACCAAGAGAUGAACACCAAAUGUUAACUAGAAACGCUUUAACACACAGCAGGAAUGUGUUGCCUGACUUGUUUUGUAGUCGGCACCACCAUCCCAACCUUCGUGACCUCAUUUGAGAACCCUUUCGCAACAAUAUCUGCCAGAUGAUAAAUAACAGCACGACACUUUGUUGCACUCAGUUUCCUCCUGUCAUUUCUCUCGAGGGUUUAUUCACUUACUGCCUGCUA
Oryza sativa Japonica Group (Japanese rice) is the source of this 1605-nucleotide messenger RNA. RefSeq lists its product as uncharacterized. Gene Ontology annotation, molecular function: phosphatidylinositol transfer activity. The record is from RefSeq and is a predicted model, not a curated record. NCBI's taxonomy places the organism in Eukaryota, Viridiplantae, Streptophyta, Magnoliopsida, Poales, Poaceae.